AUGGCCAAAUGUGGAGGCUGUGGAAAGUUUAUGUCAACCACAGAAUCCAUCAGCUGCGGUAAAUGUAGGAUAAGAUACCACCGCGCAUGUGUGGGACUAUUAAAUACUGGCUCAUUGCCGACAUCCUGGCACUGUCCUGAGUGCAAAAAAAAUCUUCUGCGAGACAACGGCGCGGACACACCAGUAAGGGGAUGUGCGUCUGUGGCAGCUUUGGAAAGCAGCAUCAAUUUGAUGGACACGAGUCCAAUUAACAACACUGCUUUGGACGACACCCAGGAGCUCAAUACAGACUUUCUUAAGGCAGAGCUACGACAACUUAAGGAUGAGUUCCUGGGCAUUAUAAGGAGCGAGUUUCAAUUGCUUCGCGAUGAUCUAUCUCAACUUAGGUCCUUGGUGAAACUUAAUAAUGAUCGGCUGUGUAGCUUGGAGGAAAGGGUGGCUAUUAUUGAGAACCAAAAAGUGGUCCAGCCCGCUUCCUCAGAGGUAAAUGCUUUAAUUACACAACUGCGUAAUGAUAUAAAUGAUCGGGAUCAGGAGCUACUGGCAAAUGAUGUGCAAAUAUCAAAUAUAACUGAGGUCAGUGGUGAAAACCCUAUAAACACGGCCAUGCUGCUCGCUUCGAAGAUUGGUGUUAAGAUUAAGCCGCGCGAUAUAGUUAGCGCCGAGCGUGUUGGGGGUCGGCGGAUAGGCGCGACGCAGUCAACAGGGCCGGUGGAGACCCGCCCACGCUUCCUGGUCGUGCGCCUUGCGCGCCGCGACCUACGGGAUGAGCUGCUGGAGGCUGCGCGAGUACGUCGAGGUAUGACCACUGCUGAUCUUGAGUUGCCUGGACCGGCGACACGCUUCUAUAUAAAUGAGCGGCUAACAAAGGUAAACCGCGAGUUAUUUCGGCGAGCUCGUGAGGCCGGAGGUAGCCGUGGUUGGCAGUUCAUAUGGUCGAAAAAAGGUCGCAUUUUCGCUCGAAACAAACCCGGGGACUCUGCUUAUCAUAUCCGUUGCGAAGCUGACCUACAAGGCGUAUUUAACCUUACAGCGUCGUCAAACGGUGGCGUGGUUGCAAGCGCCUAG
Messenger RNA from Spodoptera littoralis (African cotton leafworm), 1068 nucleotides. The record is from the annotation of a GenBank genome assembly. NCBI's taxonomy places the organism in Eukaryota, Metazoa, Arthropoda, Insecta, Lepidoptera, Noctuidae.